Messenger RNA from Rattus rattus (black rat), 1699 nucleotides. RefSeq names its product vacuolar protein sorting 36 homolog (gene Vps36). Gene Ontology annotation, cellular component: late endosome membrane; ESCRT II complex. Gene Ontology annotation, biological process: protein transport to vacuole involved in ubiquitin-dependent protein catabolic process via the multivesicular body sorting pathway. The record is from RefSeq and is a predicted model, not a curated record. Gene Ontology annotation, molecular function: phosphatidylinositol-3-phosphate binding; ubiquitin binding. The transcript is spliced from 14 exons. NCBI's taxonomy places the organism in Eukaryota, Metazoa, Chordata, Mammalia, Rodentia, Muridae. The coding region runs from base 58 to 1218 and encodes 386 amino acids.
GCGCCGCUCGCAGCCUGGGAGCACCGGCGAGCGGCAGAGGCCGGCCGGGUGGCGGCCAUGGACCGCUUCGUGUGGACCAGCGGCCUCCUGGAGAUCAACGAGACCCUGGUGAUCCAGCAGCGAGGAGUGCGCGUCUACGACGGCGAGGAGAAGAUAAAAUUUGAUGCUGGGACUCUUCUCCUUAGUACACACCGGCUGAUUUGGAGAGACCAGAAAAACAAUGAGUGCUGCAUGGCCAUUCCCCUGUCGCAGAUUGUAUUCAUCGAGGAGCAGGCUGCUGGAAUUGGGAAGAGUGCCAAAAUCGUGGUUCAUCUGCACCCAGCCCCUCCUAACAAAGAACCCGGCCCAUUCCAGAGCAGUAAGAACUCCUACAUCAAGCUCUCCUUCAAAGAGCAUGGUCAGAUCGAGUUUUACAGGCGUUUAUCAGAGGAGAUGACACACAGAAGAUGGGAGACAGUGCCAGUUUCCCAGUCACUACAGACGAAGAAAGGACCCCAGCCAGGAAGAGUAAGAGCUGUUGGAAUUGUAGGCAUUGAAAGGAAACUUGAAGAAAAAAGGAAAGAAACAGACAAAAACAUUUCUGAGGCCUUUGAAGACCUGAGCAAGCUGAUGAUCAAGGCUAAGGAGAUGGUAGAGUUAUCAAAAUCGAUCGCUAAUAAGAUUAAAGAGAAGCAAGGUGAUGUCACAGAAGACGAGACCAUCAGGUUUAAGUCGUACUUGCUGAGCAUGGGAAUAGCCAACCCAGUCACCAGAGAAACCUAUGGCUCAGGCACACAGUACCACAUGCAGCUGGCCAAGCAGCUGGCCGGGAUAUUGCAGGCUCCCUUGGAGGAGCGUGGGGGAAUAAUGUCACUCACAGAGGUGUACUGUUUAGUGAACCGAGCCCGAGGAAUGGAGUUGCUCUCACCGGAAGACUUAGUAAAUGCAUGCAAGAUGCUGGAAGGCCUGAAACUGCCUGUCAGGCUCCGGGUUUUCGACAGUGGUGUCAUGGUAAUUGAGCUUCAGACUCACAAGGAAGAGGAAAUGGUGGCCUCGGCCUUAGAGACGGUUUCCGAGAGGGGAUCCUUAACAUCAGAAGAGUUUGCCAAGCUUGUGGGAAUGUCUGUCCUUCUGGCUAAAGAAAGGCUGCUUCUUGCGGAGAAGAUGGGCCACCUUUGCCGAGAUGACUCCGUGGAAGGCUUACGGUUUUAUCCAAAUUUAUUUAUGACACAGAACUAAGAAUCCCGUACUUGAAAUAUUUUUUGUCAAUAUGCUUACAUUAUGCCAACAUCUCAUGACACUGAGCUAAGAGAUAAACUCAAAUAAACCAAGAAUUUAUUAGAACUUCACAGUAUAAUGUAAAACUCGUAAUCUCUCCCAAAAUACAGUCUCAGAAACUUACAUUUAAGGCACAUAUAGGAAAAUACAGAUAAAUGAAUAUGCAGUUAAAGUCGUGCUACAGUAGCGAUGAAUGGAACUCCUGGGAUGUAACUUGAAACAUGGUAGAUAUCAGUUUCCUGAGUUCAGGUCCCUGGGGAAGAAGAAGUGAAGUUGCAUGUUUAGCUAGAUCAGGUAAUCAUUUCGCCAUGACUAAACCUCACCAAAUUGUAAAUGUUUUCCUCUGCAUCUAAUGUGCCUGUUCUUGGGGCACGAGUGAAGGAAGUAAAAGCUACAGUGUAGUUUAAGAACCUUUAGUACCGAAAUAAAAAAGUCAACUGCA